AUGGAAAGCACCAAAGGUGGUUUCUUCGUCAUUGAUAUCCUUCCCCUGAAGCAGCCCGCCGGCAAACCCCACCAUCUCGAAGCGCGCCUGCGUGGUCGCAGCACGACACCUAGGGCUUCCGCCUUCGCCCGUCACACCGCCUUCAUCGAAGACCGUGUCCGCCGUCUCCGUCGCCGCACCACCCACGUCAAAGCGGUGUGCGCGGCCACCCGCAUGCGCGAGAACGGCGACACAUCCGCCAAGCGAUCCCGUAUAGAUCAGGACAUGCAGAACGCCGAGCAGAACCGCCAGGCCAUCCUGGAGAAACAGGUCAAAUCCUGCGCCGAUACCGUCGCGCAUGCCAAAGAGGUCGCCAGGGCGCAGGCGGAGCGAACGGCUCUGGAGACGGCUGCCCGGAAGGCGGCGCUUGAACAGCGCUUGAUCUUGACAUCCCUUCGUCGCCAACGGUUGCUCACGACACCGCGAUCACGCCUUCUUCAGGAGUCGCAGGCGGCAUGGGAGCAGGGACAGGUGCAGAUGUUCACUGCGGAUGCCGUGGUUUGCAUUCAGAGUUGGUGGAGGAAGUUGAAGCUGGAGCCGUCGAUCAAGUCAUUCGGUCGAUUUAAGAUCACUCUCGACAGGGCGAUGAAGAUGCCAUUCGAGGAGCUUGUUGGUAGGAUACAGUCACCAUCGGUGAUCAAGGCCGUUGCGGCUUUGUUGAAGCGGGUUCAGAUGAUGGUACCAAAGACAAGUAUGGUGCUCAAGAACCCUGCUCGUGUGUUUCUCUCCGCUUACAUGUUGGCUGCGCACCCGGAGGAGUUGAUGCCUUCCAUGGGAGAGUCUGAGAAGGCCCUCAGCGAACAGGCCUCUGCGAUGCUUCGCGACUUCGAAUCCUGGAUGUCCGCAUUCAGCGUCGAGGGCAACCCCACUCAGGCCUUUUGGGAGACCUACGUCGACUACUACGCCGCCUUCCAAACGUGGAAGCGCGCCGACACCGAACGCAUUGUGGAGAGCAUGAUCGCGCACUUUAUGGAGCUGGAGAAACUGUGGUUGUCCGUCAAGGAUCGCCCGCUGGCUGACGUCGAGUGGGCUCCUCGCAUCGCGGAGCAACAGCAGCAGAUCCACGCCAAGUUGGCCAAGUUCGGUGAUGACGCCUUGCAGAGGUUGGCCGCUGAGCGU
Messenger RNA from Fimicolochytrium jonesii, 1158 nucleotides. RefSeq lists its product as uncharacterized. NCBI's taxonomy places the organism in Eukaryota, Fungi, Chytridiomycota, Chytridiomycetes, Spizellomycetales, Powellomycetaceae. The transcript has 2 exons. The annotation marks the transcript as partial. The record is from RefSeq and is a predicted model, not a curated record.